AUGACAAAUUUACAGAAUUUAACUAGUAAACUUAGUGAAAUAGAGGACUAUUUUAGAACAUUCGUUAAUGAUUACAUGCGUAUUGAUAAAAUAAUAUUAUUUAUUUAUGUGCUGGGGAAUUUUAGCAGGAGUUAUUAUUCACAACAACAAGUAGAAUGGUCUUCAAAGCAAAGAUUAAUAUACGGCGGUGAACAAGUAACGGUUUUACCAAAAGGAGCACAAUUCAAUCUAACUCCUGAAUCACACCUGCCUCCAGAAGGUAAUUGAACAUAAACACAAAAUAUGAAAACGAUUAUCGUAAUCAACUUCAUUAUAAUUUUUGUUUAGGAACUCGAAAAAUAUUGUUACCGAAUAAAUGUCUAUUGGCCGCCUGGCUUGUAGUGUAG
Molecule: messenger RNA, 386 nt
Organism: Cinara cedri
Lineage: Eukaryota; Metazoa; Arthropoda; Insecta; Hemiptera; Aphididae
Source: the annotation of a GenBank genome assembly